AUGCUUGGCCCUGUUUUAGGCGGGCAGUGCUGGCAGCCCCGCCCCUUGCUGGCCCUCCCCCACCAACUCUGGUCGACCCUCAGUCCCGUGCCAGCAACCCAACAGGUGGCUGACCCCCUCCGCCACCAGCAACGAUCUUUUUUUGGCCCUUUCCGAGGCUCCGACUUGGACGCUGUCGUUGAGGAAGCCGAUGCACACCCCAAUGAUGCCUCAAAACAGGCCCAAGCUCUUCAGCUCCUGGCCGAAGAGGAGCCGGAAGAGGCCAUCCGUCGAUUCACCAGCCAGCGCUAUGCCAGUGACGACGCGUGCAUCAAGCACUACAUUGCUGCCCUGGUCAACGCUGGUCGCCUUGAAUCCACUGACCUCACCCCCAUCCUGGCCAAGUAUUCCACGGCCAGUGCUGCAGCCGCCGCUGUUGCAGACAUGCCCCUCGCGUCCAUGGCCCCGAGACAGGCCAGCUUUGGUGGCAAGGAUACCGGCCGUGGUAGCGACUACUCUUACUUCAACGCCGGAAGCGAUAAGCAGAGCCGUG
Messenger RNA from Monosiga brevicollis MX1, 532 nucleotides. RefSeq lists its product as uncharacterized. Lineage: Eukaryota; Choanoflagellata; Craspedida; Salpingoecidae. The transcript is spliced from 3 exons. The record is from RefSeq and is a predicted model, not a curated record. The annotation marks the transcript as partial.